Molecule: messenger RNA, 633 nt
Organism: Penicillium cosmopolitanum
Lineage: Eukaryota; Fungi; Ascomycota; Eurotiomycetes; Eurotiales; Aspergillaceae
Product: non-canonical purine NTP pyrophosphatase
Exons: 5
Coding region: 1-633 (210 amino acids)
Biological process (GO): nucleoside triphosphate catabolic process
Cellular component (GO): cytoplasm
Molecular function (GO): nucleoside triphosphate diphosphatase activity
Source: RefSeq, a predicted model, not a curated record
AUGGCCUUGACAAUACUCGACUUCAUUACUGGAAACAAAAAUAAGCUCGCCGAAGUCCGGUCAAUCCUUGGUGACGUUAUUGAGGUGGACAGCCAGACAGCCGAUAUUCCUGAGAUCCAGGGAACAAUCGAAGAGGUCGCUGAAGAAAAAGCCAGGUGGGCAGCUGAAGUGAUAAAUGGACCUGUCCUAGUGGAAGACAGUGCGCUCGAAUUCAGUGCGCUUAAUGGUCUCCCUGGACCCUAUAUAAAAUAUUUCCUCAAUGCUUUAGGUCUCGAGGGCUUAAAUAAAAUGCUCGAUGGAUUUGAGGAUAGGACAGCCGAGGCUGUAUGUACGUUUGCGUUCUGCCAGGGACCCGGGGCUAAGCCUAUCCUAUUCCAAGGAAGAACGAAGGCGAGAAUCAUACGGCAGUGUAUCCUUAACUCAAAUCUGACUGUCUUUAUCCAGGGUACCAUUGUGCGGCCACGAGGUCCAGUCAACUUUGGCUGGGACCCUAUCUUUGAGUAUGAUGGAAAAGUCACAUUUGCUGAGAUGACACAAGAGGAGAAGAACUUGGUCUCCCAUGGGCACAAGGCGCUAGUAAAGCUGCAGAAGUGGCUGUCCCACGGCCAGGAACAACUGGUCAAAGACGUAUAA